Messenger RNA from Solanum pennellii, 956 nucleotides. Its product is annotated as systemin. The transcript has 11 exons. The record is from RefSeq and is a predicted model, not a curated record. The coding region runs from base 104 to 706 and encodes 200 amino acids. NCBI's taxonomy places the organism in Eukaryota, Viridiplantae, Streptophyta, Magnoliopsida, Solanales, Solanaceae.
UAAUAAAAUUUGAUAUUUGGUUUAACUCGAUUUUCCAUGAACACCCUUAGUGAUGAGUAUAUAAAGCUCAGCUCAUGAAGAGUUGAAAUAAACUAAGAAAAUCAUGGAAAGUCCUUCAUAUGAUAUCAAAAACAAAGGAGAUGACAUGCAAGAAGAACCAAAGGUGAAACUUCACCAUGAGAAGGGAGGAGAUGAAAAGGAAAAAAUAAUUGAAAAAGAGACCCCAUCCCAAGAUAUCAACAACAAAGAUACCAUCUCUUCAUAUGUUUUAAGAGAUGAUACACAAGAAAUACCAAAGGUGGAACAUGAGGAGGGAGGAUAUGUAAAGGAGAAAAUUGUUGAAAAAGAGACUCUAUCCCAAUAUAUCAUCAAGAUUGAAGGAGAUGAUGAUGCACAAGAAAAACUAAAGGUUGAAUAUGAGGAGGAAGAAUAUGAAAAGGAGAAAAUAGUUGAAAAAGAGACUCCAUCCCAAGAUAUCAACAACAAAGGAGAUGAUGCACAAGAAAAACCAAAGGUGGAACAUGAGGAAGGAGAUGACAAAGAGACUCCAUCAGAAGAUAUCAUCAAGAUGGAAGGGGAGGGUGCACAAGAAAUAACAACGGUGGUAUGUGAGAAAAUUAUAGUACGAGAAGAUCUUGCUGUUCGAUCAAAACCUCCAUCAAAGCGUGAUCCUCCCAAAAUGCAAACAGACAAUAAUAAACUCUAGAAACAUCCAAAAAAAAAAGUUAAUAAAUAAAAGAAUUAUAAUUCAGAGCGAUAAAGUAAAAUUUCUGAAUUUAUCUCUGAUUAGAAAAGUAAGUUCAAAUAAAUAUUUGUCUUUCUUUGUAUUUUCAAAGUGUAAUUUGGUUAUUGUACUUUGAGAAGCUUUCUUUAGAUUGUUAUGUACUUGUAUUGCUUCCUUUCUUUUGGCUUAUUUAUAUAAUAUAAAUAAAAAAUAAAUAAACAUAUAAUGAUAA